AACGCCCACAUCCACCCGGACACCGCCUCCACCAACGUCAACACCAUGUCUGCCUACCCCGCGUACAUCAUGGGCACCCUCUGCAUCGUCGGCGGCAUCACCGGCUACGCGCGCUCGCACAGCAUCCCCUCUCUCGUCGCAGGCGCCGGUGUGGGAGCUCUCUACCUCUUCAGCGCGAACCAGAUCCGUACUGCGGCGCCCAAUGGACUGGAAUACGCGCUCGGUGCCUCUGCUAUCCUCCUCCUCUCCUCCCUCCCUCGUGUUGCCAAGGGCCCCGUCCCUGCCGUCCUCACCGCCACCUCCACUGCCACCAUCCUCUACUACGGCAAAAAGGUCUACGAUAUCCGUUCAUGAUGUGCAUGUACGAUAGCUAUACCCUUACAUGGUGGAAAGAGGGCUGGACGUCUGUACGAAGUAUUGUAUGAUAUGCUGUGCUGUGUUACUGCUGCUGCUGUCGAGUUGCUGCAUCUUGUGUAAUCCCUGCGCUGUGAUGUAUACAACGAAUAUUCUUGGCUUCGCAAGCAUUGUGCGAAUUGGGAAGUGGCGCUUCCGUGAUACUCAUAUCU
This is a messenger RNA of Laetiporus sulphureus 93-53, 566 nucleotides long. RefSeq lists its product as uncharacterized. The coding region runs from base 46 to 354 and encodes 102 amino acids. The transcript has 4 exons. NCBI's taxonomy places the organism in Eukaryota, Fungi, Basidiomycota, Agaricomycetes, Polyporales, Laetiporaceae. The record is from RefSeq and is a predicted model, not a curated record. Gene Ontology annotation, cellular component: membrane.